Molecule: messenger RNA, 4681 nt
Organism: Oryzias melastigma (Indian medaka)
Lineage: Eukaryota; Metazoa; Chordata; Actinopteri; Beloniformes; Adrianichthyidae
Product: phosphoinositide 3-kinase regulatory subunit 5
Exons: 19
Coding region: 435-2978 (847 amino acids)
Biological process (GO): positive regulation of MAP kinase activity; G protein-coupled receptor signaling pathway
Cellular component (GO): phosphatidylinositol 3-kinase complex, class IB
Molecular function (GO): 1-phosphatidylinositol-3-kinase regulator activity
Source: RefSeq, a predicted model, not a curated record
GAUCAUCCGGCAGGUUGAAGCCAGAAGCUUCCUGCCUUGAAUGACUGUCAGAAAUAAGAAGCUCCUCCUCCAUCAUCAGCACAAUGAGCAGCACUUCAGCAAAAAGGCUGCUGCAGUUCCUGUUUGCUGCAGAGUCUGUCUUUACUGUGCAGUUGGAGGGUCUAUUUUUGAAGAGGAUGUGGUGUCUGAGCUGUUUACCUCAGCCGGUGCCUCUCCACUCUGACUGGGAUGAUCUGGACACUGAUAACAGCUGCUGUGGAGGGUCGGAUGUGCAUGGCAGCACCGGACAAUAAAGCAGGUGGGCACACAAUGGAUCAGCACCUGCUUCCUCUGUAGACAAUUGAACGGCUUCCAUGCAGAAGUGGAAUAUCCCAGGACUUUUGGACUAGGAGGCAUUCAGCUCUCAGCUGGUCGUCCCGUCGGUGGAUGCAGGGAUGUCUGAGCAGAGCUCCUGCACCGAGGACCGGAUCCAGCAUCUCCUGGAGCGCUGCCUCUACCACCUGAAUCUCAACUCACCUGACAAGCAUCUCUGGACAGCUGGACUGUGCAUAAGCCGCUGGUGUUUGGAGGAACUGGUGAAGAGAGAUCCCCGCAACUUCCUUAUCCUUCUACAAGAAAUACUGAGGAAAACAGAGGAGGUCCUGGAGCAGAGUCAGUAUGAGCUGGUGGUUCCCCUCACUCUCCUGUUCUUCUCAGCUCUUCUUAGAAUUCCUCACAUGUCUCCAGAGUGUAAUAUGCUGCAGGAGGCUUACCAGCUCUUCCACAGGUUCCUGUCCUGGCCUGAGCCCUGCAGCUCCGCCUGCAAACGGCUGCUCAGCAUCAUCCAGCAGGAGCUCCGAGCACCAGGUAUUUCUUUCCAGCGGCUGCUCAGGACAGAGCAGGACAUUCCCCACGACGGCACCCGCUCCAAAUCCAUAAUGGUGCUGCUGGUGAACCCGGAUGAAGACAUCCCUCCAGAGGUCCUGCUGGCUUCUGAGCAGCUGAGCAAAGCCGGCAGCUCCACCAGAGACGUGUCCAUCACUCUGAUCCUGCACAGCUUUCAGGCUGUUCUUGGUGUGAAAUAUGAUCUCCGAGCUGUCCAUACUGCUCUGGAGGAAAAGUCGACUGAAGAGCUGCAGCAGCUUUUGGAGGCCAUAACUGACAGAAUGGAGACAGCUGCCUCUGCAGGAGAUCACAGGACGGCCAGAGACGGUCUGAUCCAGAGCAUGGAGAGGAUCGGGGGAAGCCUGGCUGCUCCGGCUGACAGAACAGAGCGUGAUUUGGAGACUUUCGGGCUGACCUCACCCAGAUGUCACAUGUGUUUGUGGGAGGACGACAGCUUUGAUUUUCUGAGGGGCAUUCUCUCCAGUGAUUACUACCCCGACUCUCCAGUGGAGAGCUUCCUCAAAGCCUCAGCAGCAGAUGAGGAAGACCACAUCGACACCAGCAUGGACGAGGAAGACGAGCUGGACUCAAACAGGGUGGAGGUCCAAAGCCAUCGCAUCUCCUCAGCGUCCUCAUCCUCCAGAGACUCCACGUUUUCCAGCCACUCUCUGUCGUCCAGCUGGUCGGUGCCAUCCGGCUCAUCCGGGGUGGAAAGUGACUUUAGUGAGGACCCAACACCGGAGGAGUCGGACCAAGGCAGCCAACCAGAACCUAGAAAGAAACCCAAGAAGAAGUCCAAGUCGCUUCUGGGAAUAGAACGCUUUGCCCUGCUGUUCAAGACUCCGCUCAGCCCCAGCACGACCCGGCGCGUGCAGAGCAUGGGCUUCUAUGACAUCAGCAAAGACUCUCAAAGGAGUGGGCUGCAGCUCAAAACCCACAAGUCCCUCAUGCGACAAACUCGUCCUACGCAUUCGCCCACACCCCCCACAGAACCGCUCAGCCCCCAGAGGAACCUCUGCAUCCGCAGAAGGCCCAUCCUGAGCUGCAGCGAGGACAGUCUGCCCGAAGUGCCCACCCUGGUCAAGGUGGUGGUGUUCGGUGGAGACCGAGAGGCGGGCCGGCUGGCCAGAGCCUACUGUGACUUACAGCAGAAAGAGAGCAAAUGUCCUCUGCUCACCAAGAUGUGCAAACUGCAGUUUUACUUUGUUCCUACCAAACGCAGAACUGACAGCAAACCAACCGGUUCUGUGGAGUCAGAUGUUCCUGCAGGGGAGGAAAGCUCAUCAGACAUUUCUCAGAUGUUGGGCGUGGUGGACCCCUGGUACGACCGCAACGUCUUCAGCCUGCUCAGCCUGUCGUCUGAAGUGCUCUGUCAGGUUGCUCCUAAAGAGGACGGUGUGUCCAGAAACAACCUGGAGCAUCUUGCCCUGCUGGCUGACCUGGUGCUCUAUUACUGCAGACAUGCAGAGGAGCCGGUCCUGAUGCAGCUCUUCCAGGCUGAGCUGACGCUGGCAGGAGGAGAGAGGAGACGGGAAGUUUUCAUUCAUUCUCUGGAGCUGGGACACACAGCCGGGACCCGAGCUGUGAAAUCCAUGGGAGCUGCCAGCAAAAGGUUUGGGAUCGAGGAGGAGCGGGAGGCUGUGCCUUUGGCACUCAGCGUCGCCUACAACAAAGUGGCUGUGAGUGGGAGGAGCCAAAGGAUCCACUCAGAAAUGGUGUGCACGUCCAUCAAUCUUUAUAAAACCUGCCAGGAGGCGGACCUACUUGAUUUAAAAGAUGGUCUGUACAUCACCGUGACGGAGGUUCUGAGGAGGCAAUGCUCCAAGUCUAGGAAGAGCCUCAACCAGCUCAUCUUAAGUUCAAAGGCAAAAGUGGACAACGUGCAGGUCAUCGCCGGAAAUGACGGAACCACCUUCACUGUUUGUUUGGAUCAGGACGAAAAGAAGUUUAUCCAAGGGGUCACCAGGUGCGAGGUGUCCCUGUGCUGCAAACCUGGAGCCGGGUCAGACUGGACCUCCUACAAGCCGUUACCAGGCCAGGUACGGCCUGUGGAUCCCACCUACUGCUCUCUGCUCUGCCUUCCCAUCACCUGCUUCUCUGCCUCGUGUCUGUGACGGACACCCACUGGAUUCCAAUGAGCUGAUAAAUGAAGCAGCAGUGGAGGAACUUGGAGGUUUUAUUUAUUUUAGGCUUUGUUUGCAAAUAUAGGACACUGUGACACUGAUCAGAAGGAUGUUCUGGUCACUGGAAAUCUCAUUUUGAUCACGGUGGCUUAUUCCUCUUGCAAAAGUCAGAGGAAAACAACAAAUGUCACUAAUCUGCUUUGGCAGGAAACUUCUGCUUUUAGGUGCAAACAUGUUCUGUUGUUUACAUUUUGAUAAUCAAGUAGAAGGUGAAGCAUUUGUUCAAAAGUAGUUUUUUAGGUUAAAAUAAAAAGGCUUUUUUGUAAUAUGGAUAAAAUAAAAUGAUUCUUUGCUUCUGUAUUUUUCUUUGGGGUUUUUCUACUUUGUUAUUUCCUUCAGCAGGAGCUGUUAGUCACAGUUUAAAUAAAACUCAGCUAUUUUUUCCUGCACUUCCUGUUUCAAGCUUAACCAGUGAAGAAGGAAACAGCUUAGAGGGUAAAAAAACACAUUUAUGUCCACAAUCAUGCAUGCUUUGUGUUCACAGCUAAAUUGCAAAAAAUGAUUGAUUUUUUGGGAAAAAAUAUGGAAAAAAUUACAUUAAUUCGAGUUUAAUAGAAGGCUAAAACAACUUCAAUUACAUAGUAAUAAAUAUUUUCCUAGAAAAAUGCUAUAAAAGCUCUAAAGUCAAACAGUUUGUUUGAUGGCGAAUAUUGUUUGGAGUUAGAGUUUAUCAUUUUCAGUUCACCUUUGUGUGUCCUCAGUGGAUUGAUCACUCACUAUAUAAAUUCCCCUUGUGUGUCUGUCAGAUUAGGUCAGUUUCAGUCAGGUCAGUUCUGUUCAUGCUACUUUGAUAACUUAUGUUGCAUUUUCCUGAGUUCCUGGUCCACCACAAACUUAAUAAAUAAAUAAAGUGCAACUUGUUACAAAACAUUUCUAAGAGCACAAAAUUGGACAGAGGAUUGGUAUAGAAUUGAAAAAAGCAGAGAUACUCCCCAAGUAGAAAUUCUUAUUUUUAAAUCUUAUGUUCAAUUUUAAAAAUUGUUCUGACAUAUCUUUCCUUUCCUGUACACAGCUGUGAUUUUGUGUACAGAAAACAGCUAUUAGGUGGUUACAAGUAUUGUUUUGUCUUUUUAAGCCUAAUGUAAUGCCUAAUAAAUGUAAGUUAUGCUCUUCUAACUCUUACGUUAUUCUUCAAACCUCAGCCGAUCCUGUUAAAUUUUCCAAAGGUUUUGGGUUUGGUUUUAAUUUGAUUUUCUGGCACGUUUUAAUUUAUUUUAUUUCAUUUUUAUUUAAUUGUGAAAUACAUGUGUUUCUCAUUGAGAAUGUGUUAAAUUAUAGCAACAGAAUAUGACAAAAUGUAAAGAAUUUAUAUGAACUCUUUGGAUCCCAAUAUUCUCAACUUCUGAUAAGUUUUAGGUGGUUGGAAAAUAAAGAGAAAUCAGUUUGGAUUCCCUAGCCUAAUAUUUCAAUAAUCUAUAUGUACUGAAAUAUAUUUCCACUGAAAAACCCUGGUCCCUAAGGAGGCUGGCUAAAACGUAACUCUGAGAAAAAAAGUUAAACGCAAAGCCAAAGAUGGGGUGAGUGGAAGAUGAGCCACUACGCAGCUAAAAACGUUUGUUCACAAAAAAAAAAAAUUGAAAGCCAAAAUACAAAUUUUUUGAAAGCAAAAAAAUAAAAAAAUUAAUAAAAAAAAA